AUGGACAACGUGCUUGUGCGUGGCUGGCAAGACGAGGAAGACGAUGAAGAAGCCGGAAGCGCAAGCCCUGAGCCAUGGUACAUCGACCCAACGAGGCCGCGUGCCCUUGAGGCUGCCCUCGCCUUGCUGGGCGUUCAGGUGGAGUACUUAACGCGCUUCACCGCCGACGAGGUGAACACCCUAGUGGUGCGGACGGGCCUGACACACAUCCAAUCUAAUAUUUCCGGGUACGUGCUGCCCUCGAGCGGGAACGUGCGAAGGAGAUCUGGCAUUCGUGAUGCUGACAAGACUCGCGCAUCCAUUGACCGGGAAGAACAUGCAGGACCUGUUUCGGGCGGACCGGACACAAAUCGCGCGGUGGACGAACGCCUGCCUCGGAUGUCUCCAUCUGACCCUAACGAUCCUAGGCCGAUAUGCAAGCCCCAAGUGAAUCAAGCUUCGUACUAUUCCGAGUACUACAAGGCUCACGGCUUCAAGUUCCAAGGCGGCUUGAGCGUCACGGGCCUCUUCCAGGCUUUCUUCGGCCCAGAGGGUGGCAAGGAGAAGGACUCGACGCUCUGGGCCAAAUCUUGCGUUUCCGACUACCUCAAUUUCAUCCGAGAGUGCAGGGAGUCUGAUUACUGUGACGGUGGGCGCUGGUCUGCUGUCGGGGACCCGGCCUACAACGGGUGCAAGUAG
Molecule: messenger RNA, 678 nt
Organism: Nannochloropsis gaditana CCMP526
Exons: 5
Coding region: 1-678 (225 amino acids)
Source: RefSeq, a predicted model, not a curated record